Molecule: messenger RNA, 318 nt
Organism: Eubalaena glacialis (North Atlantic right whale)
Lineage: Eukaryota; Metazoa; Chordata; Mammalia; Artiodactyla; Balaenidae
Product: small ubiquitin-related modifier 2-like
Exons: 2
Coding region: 1-216 (71 amino acids)
Biological process (GO): protein sumoylation
Cellular component (GO): nucleus
Molecular function (GO): ubiquitin-like protein ligase binding; protein tag activity
Source: RefSeq, a predicted model, not a curated record
AUGGCUGAUGAAAAGCCCAAGGAAGGAGUCAAGACUGAGAACAAUGAUCAUAUUAAUUUGAAGGUGGCGGGGCAGGACAGUUCUGUGGUGCAGUUUAAGAUUAAGAGUCAUACACCACUUAGUAAACUAUUGAAAGCCUAUUGUGAAGCACAGUUGGAAAUGGAGGCUGAAGAUACAAUUGGUGUGUUCCAGCAGCAGACAGGAGGUGUCUACUAGAAAAGGGAACCUGCUACUUUACUCCAGAAUUCUGUUCCUCCAGACCAAGAAGACAUUCUCAAUUAGAAAACCGCAAUUUGGUUCCACCACAUCCUGACUACU